Messenger RNA from Aspergillus ruber CBS 135680, 534 nucleotides. Its product is annotated as SRP9/SRP21 family protein. Gene Ontology annotation, biological process: SRP-dependent cotranslational protein targeting to membrane. Gene Ontology annotation, cellular component: signal recognition particle, endoplasmic reticulum targeting. The record is from RefSeq and is a predicted model, not a curated record. Lineage: Eukaryota; Fungi; Ascomycota; Eurotiomycetes; Eurotiales; Aspergillaceae. The transcript is spliced from 2 exons. The coding region runs from base 1 to 534 and encodes 177 amino acids.
AUGCCAUACCUCCCCACACCCCAGGCAUACCUGGAACAAUCUGCUCUACUACUCCAGGCAUAUCCGGAUAGCAGAAUAACAACAAAAUACUCCUUCCCGUCCCAACGCCCAACAGCUCUCAAAAAGGCCCAAGCCCGCCAGUCUCAACGCCAACAACAGCAACAACAACAAACACAAGAUGCCUCCACAACACAAUCAACAACACAAACACCCGUCGCAACCCUCACAUUAAAAACCUACAACCCCUACGCCGGAAUCUGUCUGCAGUACAGGACGAAUAAGGCCGCUGAGGUUGGCCGGUUGAUUACGAGUCUGGGGAAGUUGGCCGGCGGUGCGGAUGUUGCUGCUCUGGGGUUGGGGGCUGCGGCUGCGACUGCUGGUGCUGCGCCUGGAGGGGAUGUUGAGAUGACCGAUGCGCCUGUUGCGACUGAGGAGGCGGCACCUGCGCAGGCGGCGGGGCAGCAAGCACAAGGGAAACCAGAUGCUGGGACUAAGGGUGGGAAGUCGAAGAAGAAGGGUAAGGGGAAGCGGUAA